CGGACCGAGGAGAUCCGAGUAGGGCCGAGGCCGGUGGCACCGCGGCCCAAAGCUGAGGUGGCAGGGCGCGCCCCACCCAGCGGCCAGGCGGAGCCUAAGAUGCUGGCUUCUGCCAGGCGGCCCCGCCCGGGCCCCCAGCCGCCUCCGGCCUCGCCCUUCCCGCUGCUGCUGCUGGCGGUGCUGAGCGGCCCGGUAUCCGGCCGCGUCCCCCGCUCGGUUCCCAGGACCUCGCUUCCUAUCUCCGAGGCUGACUCCUAUCUCACCCGGUUCACCGUCCCUCAGACAUACAAUUACUCUGUCCUCCUUGUGGAUCCUGCUUCCCAUACACUUUAUGUCGGCGCCCGGGACACCGUCUUCGCUUUAUCCCUGCCCUUCUCAGGGGAGAGGCCCCGCAGGAUUGACUGGAUGGUGCCUGAGGCCCACAGACAGAACUGUAGGAAGAAAGGCAAGAAGGAGGACGAAUGUCACAAUUUUGUCCAGAUACUCGCCAUUGCCAAUGCCUCUCACCUCCUCACUUGUGGCACCUUCGCUUUUGAUCCGAAGUGCGGGGUUAUUGAUGUGUCCAGUUUCCAGCAGGUUGAAAGACUUGAGAGUGGCCGAGGGAAAUGUCCUUUUGAGCCAGCUCAGCGGUCAGCAGCUGUAAUGGCUGGGGGGGUCCUCUAUGCUGCUACUGUGAAAAACUACCUGGGGACGGAGCCAAUUAUCUCCCGGGCUGUGGGUCGUGCUGAGGACUGGAUUCGGACAGAGACCUUGCCAUCCUGGCUUAACGCCCCAGCCUUUGUUGCAGCCGUGGCCUUGAGCCCAGCCGAGUGGGGGGAUGAAGAUGGAGAUGAUGAGAUCUACUUCUUCUUUACGGAGACUUCCCGAGCAUUGGACUCAUAUGAGCGCAUUAAGGUCCCACGGGUGGCCCGUGUAUGUGCGGGGGACCUUGGGGGCCGGAAGACCCUCCAGCACAGAUGGACGACAUUUCUGAAAGCUGACCUGCUAUGUCCAGGGCCUGAGCAUGGCCGGGCCUCCAGUGUCCUGCAGGACGUGGCCAUUCUUCGACCUGAGCAUGGAUCGGGGGCCCUCAUCUUUUAUGGCAUCUUUUCCUCCCAGUGGGAGGGGGCUGCCAUCUCUGCUCUCUGUGCCUUCCUACCACAAGACAUUCGGACAGUGCUGAAUGGUCCCUUCAGAGAGCUGAAACAUGACUGCAACAGGGGGAUGCCUGUCAUGGACAAUGACGUACCCCAGCCCAGACCUGGAGAGUGCAUUGCCAACAACAUGAAGCUCCAGCAGUUUGGGUCAUCACUCUCCCUGCCUGACCGUGUGCUCACCUUCAUCCGGGACCACCCACUCAUGGACAGGCCGGUAUUUCCCACUGAUGGGCAUCCCCUGCUCGUCACUACAGAUACAGCCUAUCUCAGAAUUGUGGCCCACAGGGUGACCAGCCUCUCAGGGAAAGAGUACGAUGUGCUCUACCUGGGGACAGAGGAUGGACACCUCCACCGAGCAGUGCAGAUUGGACCCCAGCUCAGCGUCCUGGAGGAUCUGGCCUUAUUCCCUGAGCCACAGCCAAUUGAGAGCAUGAAAUUGUACAAAAACUGGCUCCUGGUGGGCUCCCAUACUGAGGUGACACAAGUGAACACAACCAACUGUGGCCGUCUCCAGAGCUGCUCAGAGUGCAUCCUGGCCCAAGACCCUGUCUGUGCCUGGAGCUUCCGGCUGGAUGCGUGUGUGGCCCAUGCUGGGGAGCACGGAGGGCUGGUUCAAGACAUAGAGUCAGCAGAUGUCUCUUCUUUGUGUCCCAAAGAGCCCGGAGAACGCCCAGUAGUGUUUGAAGUUCCUGUGGCUACAGCUGCGCAUGUGGUCUUACCAUGUUCCCCAAGUUCAGCAUGGGCAUCCUGUGUGUGGCACCAGCCCAGUGGAGUGACUGCACUUACCCCCCGGCGGGAUGGGCUGGAGGUGGUGGUAACCCCAGGAGCCAUGGGGGCUUAUGCCUGUGAAUGUCAGGAGGGUGGGGCAGCCCGUGUGGUGGCUGCGUACAGCCUGGUAUGGGGCAGCCAGCGAGGCCCCCCAAGUCAGGCCCACACAGUAGGGGCGGGACUGGCUGGCUUUGUCCUGGGGGUUCUUGCAGCAUCCCUGACUCUCCUUCUGAUUGGUCGGCGUCAGCAGCGACAGCGACAGAGAGAACUUCUGGCCAGAGACAAGGUGGGCUUGGACCUAGGGGCCCCACCAUCUGGGACCACGAGCUACAGCCAGGACCCUCCCUCUCCUUCUCCUGAAGAUGAGCGGCUGCCCCUGGCCCUGGCCAAGAGGGGCAGUGGCUUUGGCGGCUUCCCUCCACCCUUCUUGCUUGAUCCUUGCCCAAGCCCAGCCCACAUCCGGCUCACCGGGGCUCCUCUAGCUACAUGUGAUGAAACAUCCAUCUAGGGCAAAUGAUGGCUAGCGCACAGGUGGCCCCUGCAGGGGAAUGACCAUUAAGAUGUUGGGGGUGGUGGGCCUGGAAGACCAUCAUGGCCUCUGAGCUCUCUUUUGGUCUUUGUGUAAUCACUUAGACUUUGUGUCUGCCCACUCUGGGCCUGGCUGGGCUCUGGUCCAAGCCUGUGCUUGAUUUCCUGAUUGCCAUGCGAGAUCAGAGCUGCAGUCUCCACCGAAUUAGGACUUUUCCCACGCCUGCCCUCUGAACUGCUGCGACCCCUUCAGCCUUGGCCCCCCAUCUUUGGCCCACUAGUUUGGGGAUGAGGAACAGAACAUGGCUAUGACUUUGCCUUCUGGUGGGCCCUGGCCUGAAGGAAGACCCCCUAGAGGUGGUGUGGGGCUAGUGUGCAUUAAGUGUUUUUGUUCAUUCUCUUUAGUUUAUCAGAUUCUCUGUGGGGAGUGCAUGAUCCCCAUGUCGCAACAUGAAAUAUCUGCCCUGAGAUGUCCCCUAACCCAGUUUUCCUUAUUCUGUAAAAGAGUGUGUGUAAAUACACAGGUGUUCGUUGGAGGCCUGGCCACAUGUGCAUGAAUGACUGGGCCAGUGCUCAGGUGUGCUCAUGAAGGGUCAGGAGGGGGAAGGUGGGAAUGGAGGCACUGCCUGCCGAACUUCAGACCCUGCAGCCAGUGAAGGAAUGGCUUUCCUUUCUAAAAGGAAAUAAACCACCACCCUGUUCCUAUCACCUCCUAGAACCCUUCUCUUGAGUAGAGAAAAACUCCCCAAGUGACCUUCUGGGUGGGAAGGACAGCGGUACAUGUGACCCCAUCUUUCUCUUUGUUUUUGCCUCCUGGCUGCCACCACUGCCACACACAGCUGUUCUUUCUCUGGCUGGAGUACAGGCUGGACCCCCUUCUUUAGCUCUCAUUAAAAAAAUUUCACAACAUUCUAAGUGUUAAGGGACAACAAAAGGGGAAUUUUCAUAGGAAAUAGAAGUUGCAGAAAAAUAAGUGUGUAUCAGUGACUUUACUCAGGUUGACACCCUUGCCCUAAAUCAGAAGUUCUCCACCUGGGGUCUGUGGACUCCCUGAAAUCGUAUGCAAAAUGUUGUCUGUACCUGUGAGUCUGUGUUUUUAUGGGGAUGGGGGGUUAUGGCUUUCAUCAGAUUCUCAAGGCCUUAACAAAGUUAAAGGACCACACCUCGAGGUCGCCACACAUUGGCCAAGCUGCGGGGGUGCCACACAGCGGCAGCUCUUCCUGCCCCACCAUCCCUUCCCUGUGGCCAGCCCCUGGACUUGGAGCCACAGGACUCCCUCCUGUUCUCCCGUCCCUGGAAGCUGGGCUCUUGUGUGUAUUUGAAGAUACUGUCAACUCCUACCAAACAUGAAGACCUCUUCCUGCUUCACAGCUCCCAGAUGCUCUAGGCUUCUCCUGCUCAGUCCUGGUCUUGGCCUGUGUAUGUGCCUCGUUCAUCCCUGGUGGGGGACCCCCUUGAGCUCCAGUGAAUGAUUCAGCCCUUCCCAGUUGAAGUUUCAACUCUACUUUCCUUGGCAGCAGCCUGUGAACUCCUCAAAAGAGUCCCCUUGGGUUUGGGAUUAUCAGUGGCUUUGCCACUAAUAAGUAUGAUUUUCAACAAGUAAUCUAAUGUCGGAACAUUGGUUUACUCAUGUGUAAAGUGGGGAUAAUAAUACCUACCUCAGGGUUGCUGCAAGGAUUAAAUGGGAAAACAUGUAAACAAUAAAGCACUAUCU
Molecule: messenger RNA, 4146 nt
Organism: Hyaena hyaena (striped hyena)
Lineage: Eukaryota; Metazoa; Chordata; Mammalia; Carnivora; Hyaenidae
Gene: SEMA4F
Product: ssemaphorin 4F
Exons: 14
Coding region: 100-2412 (770 amino acids)
Biological process (GO): neural crest cell migration; negative chemotaxis; positive regulation of cell migration
Molecular function (GO): semaphorin receptor binding; chemorepellent activity
Source: RefSeq, a predicted model, not a curated record